Messenger RNA from Didymosphaeria variabile, 819 nucleotides. RefSeq lists its product as uncharacterized. Bases 1 to 819 code for a protein of 272 amino acids. The record is from RefSeq and is a predicted model, not a curated record. NCBI's taxonomy places the organism in Eukaryota, Fungi, Ascomycota, Dothideomycetes, Pleosporales, Didymosphaeriaceae. The transcript has a single exon.
AUGGACCUUGCCUUUAUGGAUCGCGAAAAGCGGGAGCAAUUGCUCCACAGCACCACGAUCACACUCGUUGUAAAGUACAGUGGCACAAAACAUCGUCUCGAACAGCUCGCGGCCGCGGAAAACGUCGUCGCCCGUGAUCGGUAUCGCCAGCUUUGCGAUCAGGCCAAGGCCGCCGGUUCCACCCCUUCCUCAGUCAAAAUUGAAUUCCCAGCACACGCACUGGAAGCCGCCAUAGCGCUGUGCGCGGUUGCCGAAACCAACCCCGACGAGAUAUAUAUGCGCGAGCGUGGCGGCGAUACCCACUUCCUGCAGAUCGACCUAGGACCGAUCCUCCCCGGCUACCUGAUGGAAAUCCUAGACUGGUACUGCAGGGCGCUGAGUGCUAGACAAUGGAAAGACUUUCUGCCCGCCGACCCGUCUGUACAAGAAUACGACAAGUUCUUCUGGCUAUACAUCUACAUCACCAUGCGAAAGCUCGGCAUGCACGACUUUGCCAACACCCUUGGUGGCCCCUUCAUCGGCAUUCUGGUGGAACAACAUGGGCUGGUGGAUCAUGCCUGGAUGCUAGACUUCCUCCUCGAGCAAUUGCAGGAGGGUGAUGCUCUCUUUCAGCUUGUCGCAGAGCGAUAUCUGCAGCUCGAACAAGCUGGUCGGUCUCCGCUUUUCCCCGAGCAAUGGUCUGCAAUAUGCAAGGCCUACCCUCAUUUCGGCAACCUUGUGACGAAGUUGCAGGGAUUCCAGGACCUGUUCGGCGAUGCUGUGAGGGAGAUGGAGCGUUUGGGGAUCGAUGAUGGCGUCGACGAGGACAUGGAACUUUGA